AUGUCAGGACAACCCACCAUCCAACCCACCGAGCCAACCCGCGAAGACCCAACAGAGACCGAAGAAACAUGGGACGCAGAUGACGAACAAUCCGACGACGAAGGUUCGUUUGACCCCUUCGAAAACUUCAGCUCGAUAUUGAUUGAUCUCCCAGAACCCAAAUGGUUUUUCAACUUCCACGUUUCCCGCGACUCACAACCCACACUCGGCACAGACGGUAUGUCAGAUGGCUGGAUAAACAAACCAUACUUUCUUUGGGAAUUGUGCGCUAUCCUCGCAGCAGCUGGAACCGACAAGGAGUGGACAGAGAAAUUCGAACAAUGGAAGCCCACCUGGCUUCUUGCUCGGGAACAGAUGCGAACUUAUGGAUGUUCACACUUUUCGUCGGAAUUCCCUCUGGCUCCGAUUGGUCUUGCUCUGAUUAGGUUUCCUGAGGAUGGUCGGGAGUUUGAGAUUGACCAGGGUGAUGAUCUUGGUGAUUUUGAGGAUGGAUCCGAUGUGUGGGCUCUGUGGCGAUAUCUUGUUGAAAUGCCUGUUGGGAAGGAUAAUAUGUUCGAGGUCACGCUUGUAGAAGAGGUUUAA
This is a messenger RNA of Penicillium olsonii, 582 nucleotides long. Lineage: Eukaryota; Fungi; Ascomycota; Eurotiomycetes; Eurotiales; Aspergillaceae. The record is from the annotation of a GenBank genome assembly.